Messenger RNA from Vespula pensylvanica (western yellowjacket), 899 nucleotides. It is a transcript of the gene NP15.6, whose product is annotated as NADH dehydrogenase [ubiquinone] 1 beta subcomplex subunit 11, mitochondrial. NCBI's taxonomy places the organism in Eukaryota, Metazoa, Arthropoda, Insecta, Hymenoptera, Vespidae. The record is from RefSeq and is a predicted model, not a curated record. Bases 317 to 754 code for a protein of 145 amino acids. The transcript has a single exon.
CUAUAUAUGUCAUGGUCAUUAAUCGAGCUUUGGUAACCUUCUUAUUUCCCUUCAAAUAUGUACAGUACUGCAGUAUUAGAUCAGAGCAAGAAUUUCUAAAUCUCAAAGAUACGAAGCAUUAGAUAAUUUAAAAAAAGAAUCCAAUAAAUUCAUUCUUUACGUUUACAUAUGGAAGUUGAGAUAUUAUUAUCGAAAUUGAUACCAUUGUACGAUUUUAUUACACAUUGACUGUCAAAUCUGGUGGAAACAUUUUCGCGUUGCGAUUAAAUUGACGACAUAUUUUUUAUCUCAACCUUCGAGUAUAAAUCCAAAGAAAAUGGCUGGAAUUUGCCGAUUAGGCACUUUGCAUACUCUAAAAAAUGGUAUGAAUUUGUUAAGAUUGCAAAAAAUAACAUGUCGUGCGAUAACUACAUCACCAAAAAAGGACGAUAGUACUAAUAUAAUUGAAUCACCUGAAAAGAAGAAACCUUGGGUUAACUAUGGUUUUGAUGAAACAAAUGAGUUAGAUGAUCGACGUAAAAUGCACGAAUUAUUUUUCAUGGGCAUUACAAUUGGUAUGAUAUUGACUGGAUAUGUACUGAUGUAUAAACCUGAUUUGCGAACAAUGGCUACUUGGGCACAACGUGAAGCAUAUUUACAACUUCGGUACAGAGAAGAACAUGGCCUUCCACCCAUCGAUAUGAAUUUAAUAGAUCCUGCUAAAAUUGUUCUUCCUACCGAUGAAGAACUAGGUGAUACAGAAAUAAUUAUUUAAAAAUAUAUAGUGCUACUCUGUGUAAUAUCUAUUAAUGUAGUUAUAUCAAAUAAUGAAUAUCAACAAACUACAGUUUUUGUUCUAUUCAAUGAUAUUUGUAAUAGGCUAUGUAAAAACAUAUAAUAAAAAUUGUUUUUAUAAGUUA